AUGGCGGAGGAGCGCGCCCACGCAGCAUUGGCCUCCGACCUGGCCAGCCUAUACGACGCCGCCGCCCGCGCCGCGCGCUCCGCCCGCGCCGCGGCGGCCGUGUCAGAGGCCAGCGCGGCGGCCGCCGCGGGCACCGGCGGCCUCUGCAGCUCGCUCGUGUUUGUGCUAAUCGCGCACGGCGGCGCGGACGCGGCCGAGGACGCGGCGGCCGCGCUUGAUCACAUAGUGGCCGCCGGCCCCUCCUCGGCCGAGGCCGUCGCCGGCACGCCGGGCGCAGUGACCGCGCUCGCCAGCGCCGCACGCGGCCACGCGGGCCCCGGCGCCGCCGGCCCAGCCGCGCGCGCGCUGGCCGGCCUGCUGCCGCACUGCCCUGGUUUCGCGGACGAUGCGCUGGCCGAGGCGGUCGCCAGCGGCGGCGCGGCCGCCGCGGCCGCGUCGGCCGCGCUGCGCGCGGCGCUCGGCGAAAAGCGCGUGCCCGUCGGCUGCGUCGGGCGCGCGCUGCGGCGGGCGCUGCUCGGCGUGAUUGGCGCGGGGCGCAGCAGCGGCGGCGGCGGCGUCAUGGCCGGCGGUGUGGCGGCGGAUGCGGCGGCAGCGUUGAGCAUUCUCGCGGCGGCUGGGGAGGACGUAUCAGAAGAGAUAGGGGCGCUCGACGCCUUGGCCGACGCCGUCGCCGCCCUCGGCCCCGCCGCCGGCCACGCGGCGCGCGCGCUCGCGCACACCGCGCUCCUCAGCGCGGGCCACGCCGCAGCCGUGGCGCUCCGCGCGCUCUCGCCGCUCGCCGCCGCGGCGCGGGGCGCGCGCGCCACCGGGGACUACGUUUGCUAUGACGACGCUCCCGCGGGCGGCGGCGACGGCGACGAGCCGGCGGCGGCGACGUGCGCGUUCGAGGCAAUGUGCGCGGUCGCGUCGCAAGGCGCCGACGCGGCGACGCUGGUGGCCGAGUCGCCAGAGGCCCUAGACGCGCUCGGCAGCCGCCUCCACCCGCGCGGCGAGGCGGCGCGCGCCGCGGCGUGGGCGCUGCGGGACGUGGCCGACGCCGGCGGCGGGCGCGCGGCGCGGCUGCUGGCGGGCGCGCCGGGGCUCCUGGCUGCGCUGGCGAGGGUGGAGUGGGAGGGGGACAAGGGGGUGCGGGGGGCCUCGAAGGCCGCCGAGUCAGCGCUGGCUCAGAUCGAGCGUAGGGGCGGCCCCGGCGUCGCCGCCGCCGUCGCAGACGCGCGCGGCUGCUGCGUUUCGACUGGCGAGGCGCUCGGCGCGAGCGACAGCAGCGAGUGCGGCGGCGACGAGGACGGCGAUGUUGGCCGGUGGGGCGCGUGCGGCGGCGGCAGCGGUGCCGGCAGCUGCGGCGACGACAGCGCCAGCGGGGACGGCGGCGUCGGCUUGGACGCUAUCCUUGGCACGCCCGCUGACGUGUUGGCCGAGGUCCAUCCCGCGCCCGAGGACGUCUUCGGGGCCCCCCUCGGGCCCCCCGGCGGCGCCCCGGCGAAGCGGCGCCCCCGCGCGGCGGCAGCGGCGGCGUCGCUGCCCGGCUGGAUGGUGCCGCGGGUCGCGCGCGAGCCGGGGCUUGAGGCCGUUCUGCCUGAGGCCCUCCGCGCCGGCGGCGGCUUGGCGGCGGCGGCGGCGGCGGCGGUGCGCGACCUCGCGGCGCACGGCAGCGACCCCGUGUUCGAGCUCGCCCGCGAGGAGCUUCUCUGA
Messenger RNA from Monoraphidium neglectum, 1692 nucleotides. RefSeq lists its product as hypothetical. Lineage: Eukaryota; Viridiplantae; Chlorophyta; Chlorophyceae; Sphaeropleales; Selenastraceae. The transcript has 3 exons. The record is from RefSeq and is a predicted model, not a curated record. Bases 1 to 1692 code for a protein of 563 amino acids.